AUGGACCAUUUCCUACCUUCGAAAGGUAAUUUGUACAUUCUUGUUACAGUUGACUAUGUCUUUAAAUGGGUGAAAGCUAUGAUGAGUCCUACUAAUGAUGUAAGAGUGGUGCUGAAGUUUGUGAAGAAGAGUAUAUUUUCCAGAUUUGGUACUCUAAGAGCAAUAAUUAGUGAUGGAGGUACGCACUUUAUCAACAACCGGUUUAAGAAUCUUCUUGCUAAAUAUGGUGUUCGACACAAGGUUUCCACUCCUUACCAUCCUCAAAAGAGUGGACAAGUAGAGGUAUCUAAUCGGGAGAUUAAGCAAAUACUUCAGAAGACCGUGAAUGGGCAGACAAAAGAUUGGGCGAAUAAGCUGGAUGAUGCACUUUGGGCAUAUCGAACAACGUACAAAACACCCAUUAGGACAUCUCCAUAUCUAUUAGUGUAUGGUAUGGCAUGUCAUCUUCCUGUAGAGUUAGAACACCAAGCAUAUUGGGCUGUGAAGAAGAUGAAUUUUGAGAUGACUGCCAUGGGAGAAAGAAGGUUGUUAGAACUGAAUGAGCUUGAUGAGUUUAGACUCCACGCCUAUGAAAAUGCCAAGAUUUACAAGGAUAAUACCAAAAGAUGUCAUGAUAAGCAAAUUCAAGUUAGGGAAUUUGAACCCGGACAACUUGUGUUGUUGUUUAAUUCCUGUCUUAAGUUGUUUUCGGGUAAAUUACGAUUGAAAUGGUCUGGACCUUUUAAGGUGGUAUGUAUGACACCCCAUGGAGCUAUGGAGUUGUGGAAUAAAGAGAAGAUGGAGAAGAUCCUUAUAAAUGGACAGCGUGUAAAGCAUUAUUGGGCGGAUCACCCAGACAAGCACAAGGAAUCUAUCACUUUUACUGAUGAGUGA
This is a messenger RNA of Capsicum annuum, 873 nucleotides long. RefSeq lists its product as uncharacterized. Gene Ontology annotation, molecular function: nucleic acid binding. The coding region runs from base 1 to 873 and encodes 290 amino acids. Gene Ontology annotation, biological process: DNA integration. The record is from RefSeq and is a predicted model, not a curated record. Lineage: Eukaryota; Viridiplantae; Streptophyta; Magnoliopsida; Solanales; Solanaceae. The transcript has a single exon.